Molecule: messenger RNA, 396 nt
Organism: Coniophora puteana RWD-64-598 SS2
Lineage: Eukaryota; Fungi; Basidiomycota; Agaricomycetes; Boletales; Coniophoraceae
Exons: 4
Coding region: 1-396 (131 amino acids)
Cellular component (GO): membrane; nuclear envelope; endoplasmic reticulum
Molecular function (GO): glutathione peroxidase activity; glutathione transferase activity
Source: RefSeq, a predicted model, not a curated record
AUGCCCGUCGCAACGCUCUCGGCCAGGACUGUUGCCGUCGCGUCGGGUAUUCUGUUUACAGAGUGGGUUUUACAGUGGCAAGCCAUCGUUGUCAGUCGCCACCGAAAGCGUGCUGGCAUAAAGUACCCCCAACUUUACGCCGAGAAGGCAGAGAUGGACAAAUCUAGGGACGCUUUGCUCUUCAACUGUGUUCAAAGAGCUCAUCAGAACACGCUUGAGAACAUGCCUUUCAUCCUCUCGACGACGCUUCUCACAAGCAUGAACUACCCGUACUACGCCGGCUAUUCUUGUGGUUUCUGGGCGUUCACCCGCGUACUCUACACGCUUGGUUAUAUUACGGGAGAGCCUGCUAAGGUAUGUCCGCAAUUUGACUUACAAGGACAAGCAACCGACUGA